UAGCAUUUGCAGCAGCCGGACAAAAGACAGCCCUUAUCGCUCACUGUUCGGCAACGGUUUAAGUUUGGCCUCCCAAACGCCUCCGUCAAUCCUGCGAAAGCGAUCACCCGUCAAUCGCUGCAACCACAGUGCAGGAGACAGCGAUGGCCAGCCUCGUCCAAGACGCGCUCGACUACGCCGCGGAGCAGACGCAGCAGGCCCUCGCCGCCCUAGGAAGCUCGACCACAAAGGAAACGACCGUCUGGAUGGACGGCGCCUUCGACGUGAUGCAUUUUGGGCACGCGAACGCGUUCCGCCAGGGCCGCACGCUCGGCACGCGUCUAGUCGUGGGCGUGAACUCGUCGAGCACCAUCGAGCAGGCGAAGGGCGCGCCACCCUUACUCACAGAUGAAGAAAGAUGCGCCGCGGUCAAAGCUUGUAAAUUUGUGGACGACGUCGUACCUCAUGUCCCUUAUGUGAUGAACGAGGCGUAUGUCAGAGACCUGCUCGAGAACAAGGGUAUCGACUACAUCGUGCACGGCGACGACCCGUGCAUCGUGGACGGGAAGGACGUCUACCAGGCCGCGAAGGACCUGGGAAGGUAUAAAACGAUACCGCGGACGGAGGGCGUGUCCACAACCGACUUAGUUGGUCGAUUAUUGAAAUUGGACGGCACGUCGCGGGCCUUCCUCGGCACGGCGCGCAUCCUUUCAUCAUUCUCCGAGGGCCUGCGGGCGCCUCGUCCAACGGAAAGAGUAGUGUAUGUGGCCGGCGCCUGGGACCUCUUCCACCCCGGCCAUUCAAAAUUCCUCGAGGCCUGUCGAGCAUGUGGCGAUUACCUGUUGGUGGGUGUCCAUGGGGAUGAAUGUGUAAAAGAGAGACGUCAUCGAUUGCCGCUCAUGAACCUGCAGGAACGCGUCCUCAGUGUCUUGGCCUGCCGCCACGUCGACGACGUGCUGAUCGACGCUCCCUUAAACAUCACGCCGGAGCUGUUGUCGACGUUCCGCGUUUCUACAGUGUGCCACGGCGGCACCGCGCCGCCCGGUGCGGGCGACAAGGCGCGCAAGGUCGCCUCGCCGUCGCCUCUGAAUUCAUCGACGCUCGCGGCGCGCGUCGAAAGUCGACGGGAGCAAUUACUGAAGAGGCACCGGAAGAAGGCCGCGGCCGAGGCCGAGUGGUACGCGGGGAAGGACGCGGCGCGCGCGUAAGUGUUUUUUUGUGGUG
This is a messenger RNA of Pelagomonas calceolata, 1203 nucleotides long. NCBI's taxonomy places the organism in Eukaryota, Pelagophyceae, Pelagomonadales, Pelagomonadaceae. The record is from the annotation of a GenBank genome assembly.